This is a messenger RNA of Centrocercus urophasianus (Greater sage-grouse), 2457 nucleotides long. RefSeq names its product coenzyme Q8A (gene COQ8A). Gene Ontology annotation, molecular function: kinase activity. The transcript is spliced from 15 exons. NCBI's taxonomy places the organism in Eukaryota, Metazoa, Chordata, Aves, Galliformes, Phasianidae. Gene Ontology annotation, cellular component: extrinsic component of mitochondrial inner membrane. Gene Ontology annotation, biological process: ubiquinone biosynthetic process. The record is from RefSeq and is a predicted model, not a curated record. Bases 97 to 2043 code for a protein of 648 amino acids.
UCGGAUGCGACCGUAAACAGUCGCGCGGGGCACACGGCGCGGCGCUGGGCGCGUGGAAGUGGCCGUGUUGGCCGGCGGCAGCAGAGAAGUUCAAUCAUGGCGGCAGAUGCCAUCAUGAUCAUGAGAGGUUUGACAAAGCUCAGUAAAGCAGUCCUGGAAACCCAAGCAGGACAGCUGCGGCAGGUGGUCCUUGGGGGCGAUGCAGUUACCAUUGCAAAGAGUCUCCAGGCAACUGCUGAAGAGCAGUUUAGUUCUGCCUGGGGAAAAAUGCAGGAACUGGGCAAACAACAGGAGAACUUAAGCGAUUUCAGUGAGGAUUUUGGGAAAGACUAUGACUUCUUGGCACAGGAGCCAUCGGAUGCUUCGAGGGACUUCUCUACUGCCCCCAGCAAGCCUCAUGAACACAGCAGUGAGGGCCCUGCUUACUCUUACACUACAAACGGACCUCUUAAAAGUGUUGGUGAGACUGGAGAUUCUGGCCUGGGUCAGAAGCCUUUCCCUCCCAAAAUGGAUGCAAGGUUAUUUGGAGGCUUUAGGGACCCUGGAAAUCCUUUUGCUGCUGUCUUUGGACAAAAUAGGGCUUUUCACCAAGAUCACUCCUCUGUUGGUGGAUUAACAGCUGAAGAUAUCGAUAAAGCCAGACAGGCCAAAACUGAGCAGAAACCUUACAAACAGAUGCUCAGUGAACGGGCUCGGGAGCGAAAGGUUCCUGUCACAAGGAUUGGGAGGCUUGCCAACUUUGGAGGAUUAGCUGUUGGUCUUGGCAUUGGGGCGUUGGCAGAAGUUGCGAAGAAGAGCCUUAGACCUGAAGAACGCAGUGGAAAGAAAGCGGUGAUGGAUUCCAGCCCGUUCCUGUCGGAGGCCAACGCAGAAAGAAUUGUGAGAACCUUGUGCAAGGUCCGGGGGGCAGCACUGAAGCUGGGGCAGAUGUUAAGCAUCCAAGAUGAUGCCUUCAUCAAUCCGCACCUCCAGAGAAUUUUUGAGCGCGUACGUCAGAGUGCUGACUUCAUGCCGAUAAAGCAGAUGAUGAAAACGCUGAACAAUGACCUUGGCCCCAACUGGAGAGACAAACUGGAAUCCUUUGAAGAACGCCCUUUUGCUGCUGCUUCAAUUGGUCAGGUUCACCUGGCACGCUUAAAAAACGGAAAAGAAGUUGCUAUGAAAAUUCAGUACCCUGGAGUAGCCCAGAGCAUUAACAGCGAUGUUAAUAACCUGAUGACUGUCCUGAGCAUGAGCAAUAUUCUGCCUGAAGGUUUGUUCCCUGAGCACUUGAUUGAAGUCCUGAGCAGAGAGCUGGCCCUGGAGUGCGACUACCAGAGAGAAGCUGCCUGCGCGAAGAAAUUCCAGGAGCUGCUGAAAGACCACCCCUUCUUUUACGUUCCAAGAGUAGUGGAUGAGCUGUGCAGCAAACAUGUCCUGACCACAGAGCUGGUGUCUGGCUUCCCCUUGGAUCAAGCUGUAGGGCUGAGCCAGGAGAUCCGAAAUGAGAUUUGUCACAACAUUCUGGUCCUGUGUCUGCGGGAGCUGUUUGAGUUCAGGUACAUGCAGACUGACCCCAACUGGUCCAACUUCUUCUAUGACCCGCAGCUGCACAAGGUGGCUCUGCUGGACUUUGGAGCAACACGAGGAUUUGAUGAGAAGUUCACCGAUGUUUACAUCGAGGUAAUCAAGGCAGCUGCUGACAUGGACAGAGAGAGAGUACUGAAGAAGUCCAUUGAAAUGAAAUUCCUCACUGGCUAUGAAGUCAAGGAAAUGGAAGAUGCCCACUUAAACGCUGUCCUCAUCCUGGGAGAGGCUUUUGCAUCUGAAGAACCUUUUGAUUUUGGUAACCAGAGCACCACUGAAAAGAUCCAUGGUUUAAUUCCAGUCAUGCUGAAGCAUCGGCUUGUUCCUCCACCAGAAGAGACCUACUCUCUUCAUCGGAAGAUGGGGGGUUCUUUCCUUAUCUGCACCAAACUGAAGGCCAAAAUUCCUUGCAAAAACAUGUUCAAAGAGGCAUACAGCAAAUAUUGGAGCAGUAGGGGCAAGAAGCCAGAGGAUUAGUAAGAAUGAACUAAUGUUCUGAGGGCACAGUUUGCGCCUUGCAAAGAGCGUUCUAGCCUCCCAUGUGUUCCGUUGUAGCUCUCCAUCCUCUUGAUUUGCAGCAGCCUGUGCCUUGGAAGCCAAGCGUGUGUUUCACGAGGACAAAGUUUGUUCUUUCACGUUCUGUCUGUCCUAAACUAAGACUGCCAGUACAGCCUGCAGCUUGCAGGAAAAUAGCACAAGUGCUUCUGUACUGUUUCAAGGCACCAGCCAACUACCUUGAAUACAUUUUUAACAUUGUGAUGGUGGCUGCACAGUGAUUGGGUUUUAUAAUGGGUAGGUGGAGGAGAGCAAGAGUGGAAUUCAGUAUUGAAAUCCGUUGGUAAUUCUUCCCCCAGAAAUACUUGUUGUUGUUUUUUGUUUUUUUUUUUUUUU